UACUUCUUCAACCAUCAAACCGAAAUAUUGAACCAUCGGGAAACAUUGACAUUAAAAGUCUCGAUCAGUCUCAGAAUAUUUCUCGUAUCUGAUCCAAACAUGGCCGCCAAUUUCUGGACAUCAUCACACUACAAACAGUUGUUGGACCAGGAAGACGUGGAUGUGGUGCACCCACUUGACAAAGAAAAGGGCAUCACUCUUGAGGAUUUCAAGCUCAUUAAGUUGCACAUGGCCAACUAUAUAUGGAAAUUGGCUCAAAAUGUUAAAGUGAGGCAAAGGGUUGUAGCUACUGCAGUGACAUAUAUGAGACGUGUUUACACCAGAAAGAGUAUGACAGAAUAUGAUCCGCGUCUUGUGGCUCCAACCUGCUUGUACCUGGCAUCAAAAGCAGAAGAAAGCACAGUGCAGGCCAGGCUUCUUGUAUUUUACCUUAAAAAAUUAUAUGCUGAUGAAAAGUAUAGGUAUGAUAGAUAUGAAAUCAAAGACAUCCUUGAAAUGGAAAUGAAGAUUUUAGAAGCACUCAACUAUUAUUUAGUUGUAUUCCAUCCUUAUCGAGCAUUGUCUCAGUUGCUUCAGGAUGCAAACCUGAAUGAUAUAAGUAUGACUCAAUUAACUUGGGGACUAUUGAAUGACACCUACAAGAUGGACCUUAUUCUUGUACAUGCUCCACAUCUGAUAGCUUUAGCUUGCAUUUACAUUGCUAGUGUACUAAGGGAGAAGGAUACCACUGCAUGGUUUGAAGAACUUCGUGUUGAUAUGAAUGUGGUGAAAAAUAUCUCUAUGGAGAUACUAGACUUCUAUGAAAACCACAGAAUGAUCACAGAUGAUAGAAUCAUUGCUGCUUUCAGCAAGCUAAAUUUGAAGCAGUAAAUGGUAUGGUAGCUCUUCUUCCUGCAGGAAAAUGGAUUUAGCUUUAUUAUGACCAACAUAGAGUCAUUGAUAUAUCUCAAAAGAAGUCAAUGCUAUUGGUCUUUAUGGUACUACAAAGCCAUCAUCGUGAUCUGUGCAAAGCAAAGAUGGUUAGCUUGCUGCACUUGUCAUUAAAGGGGAGAAAGCUGUAGAGGAGGCAAGAUCUGUAAAAUCACCAUGUUUUAUAAAAAUGCUUAAUGUAGCGUAGUUCACAUAAGAAAGCUAGUUGAUCAAUCAGUCUAGCUGCUUGUAGCAUUUUUAUGUAUGCAAACAUGUACCUGAUUUUCUGUCAAUUGGAUUUAUGUAAUGUAAACGUUAGAAGCAGUUAACUUGAUUUGUAUGUC
This is a messenger RNA of Quercus lobata, 1253 nucleotides long. RefSeq names its product cyclin-C1-2-like. Bases 100 to 870 code for a protein of 256 amino acids. The record is from RefSeq and is a predicted model, not a curated record. Lineage: Eukaryota; Viridiplantae; Streptophyta; Magnoliopsida; Fagales; Fagaceae. The transcript is spliced from 9 exons. Gene Ontology annotation, molecular function: cyclin-dependent protein serine/threonine kinase regulator activity. Gene Ontology annotation, biological process: regulation of transcription by RNA polymerase II.